This is a messenger RNA of Sinocyclocheilus grahami, 2230 nucleotides long. Its product is annotated as potassium voltage-gated channel subfamily KQT member 3-like. Gene Ontology annotation, cellular component: membrane; voltage-gated potassium channel complex. Gene Ontology annotation, molecular function: voltage-gated potassium channel activity. Gene Ontology annotation, biological process: potassium ion transmembrane transport. The transcript is spliced from 6 exons. The record is from RefSeq and is a predicted model, not a curated record. NCBI's taxonomy places the organism in Eukaryota, Metazoa, Chordata, Actinopteri, Cypriniformes, Cyprinidae. The coding region runs from base 107 to 1234 and encodes 375 amino acids.
GAUUCAGCUCAUCUGUUACUCUUGUCUCUUCAUCAGUCAGAAGUUGAGUUUGUUGGAACGUGUGCGGCUGUCAACUCCGAGACCAUCGACAGUAAGGGCCCGUGUGAUGAUGCCUGCUGCCAAUCCUGAAAGUGUGUCAGGGAACUGCGGGCCAGCAGAGGCGAUUGAGGAGAGUCCAUCAAAAGAGGGCAAACCAGCAGGGUUCAGUAACAGAGAGAGAUUCAGAACUGCUUUCAGAAUGAAGGCCUACGCCCUGAGACAGAGCUCAGAGGAUACAGGUGGUUUGCCUGAUCCAACUCCUGAGGAGAAGGUCUUCCCACCGGACAUACUGCUGGAGGAGAUGAUUCCAACUCUCAAAUUAGUCAUAAGAGCACUGCGGAUCGUAAUAUUCCUGUUGAGUAAGAAGCGUUUUAAGGAGACUCUGAGGCCGUAUGAUGUAAAGGAUGUGAUUGAGCAGUAUUCUGCAGGACACCUGGACAUGCUCACCAGAAUCAAAUAUCUACAGACACGACUAGAUCUGAUACUGACACCAGGACCGCCUCUCACUCCAAAACACAAGAAACCCCAGAAACCACCAUUUCCAUACCCCACCCAGCAGUCACCUAGACAGGAGUCAUAUCUUACCAAAGUAGGCCUGCCAGAUCCCGAAGACCAAAGCAUGAUGGGUAGAUUUGUGCGGGUUGAGAGACAGGUAGAAGACAUGGAGAAGAAACUGGAUUUCUUGGUGGAUAUGCAUAUGCAACAUGACCUCACAGGCCCCGGCCAAAUGACCAUGGAGCGCUGCGACCCCACGCUGACUGUCCGCCUCGCAGGCGACCGCGUGUACUGCAGCUACGGCCCACCGCUGCACAAUGCACCAUAUUACACGUGCUCUGACGCACACCCGCCGAGACCGACUGUCCUGCCCAUCAGCCCACUGCCAAGCCACUCCCCGUCCUCCAACGUCAGCCAAUCGGGAGGCCGCAGGGUGGGAACGCCGCUGUCGCUGUUGUCGGUCACUCACGAGGAGCUGGAACGCUCGCCCAGCGGAUUCAGCAUCUCCGCUGAGAAAGAGGAGGUCAUGGGCAAGGACUCAGGGUUAACGGCGGGGUCAAGCUGGGGACGCGACCGCCGAUAUUUAGCCGAGGGCGAGACGGAUACGGACACUGAUCCCUUUACCCCCAGCGGACCUGUUCCACUCUCGUCCACCGGAGAUGGGUUCGGCUCCGAUGGAACGUGGGGAACACCACCCUAAAAACGCACUAACACACACUCUUUAUAAUGACUACAGACUUUGUACAGCACAAAACGACACAUAAAGACAAACAUAAUACUCAUCAUAUCUAAAUAUGUAUCCACUUAACGCUUUACCCCUGCAAAGCAAAGAGCACUGCAUGGAAUGCAUGCGUUUUAUCUGUAGUGGUAGACACUGCACUUGGCAGAACGAGACUGUGUGGUUAUAUUUGACUGGAAACUUUAAGGGAGGAGAACAAAACAGAUGCUAUGCCAUUUUUGUAAGCAUUUAUUUUUCUAUUUACACAUCUUUUCGUAUGCAUGGACUGCAUGACUCAUCCACGGAGGAGCUUAAUGUAUCGACGUCUCCGGUUUGCACUUGCUUUCGUUUCGAAUACUUCGGUUUGAGGAAGCUUCUUUCUCUGCACAUCUUGAGCUCGUUUUUAAGUUCCUUUUGCAGAUUGUAUAAACCUUUUUACUCUGGUCAGCAUGAACUGCACUCUGGGACAUCUCAUAUUUUUCAGCGAAUGCACGUCGCCACUAGCUAAGGACCAAAAGCAGAGCCUCAGUUAGGAAUUCCUUAAGUGUCUGGCCUUAAUCCAACCAAUGAGCACACCGUCUGUGAGCGGCACAAAAACUGCCAGCUCAAUGAACAUUGCCACUGUACUGUGGGACCAACUUUCCCAUGGUAACUACAGCUUCCUUAUGGCAACCCUACAUCAAUCACAUGGAUCAUUCCAGGGUAAGGGAGGGUUUGUAGUCGCUCAAUUGUCAGUGGAAAAUGAUCAAACUUUACUCUUAGACAGCAGAAUUAUUUUCUAACAUUGACCAGUUUACCUAUCAAAUUACAAUAGUUAAUACAGUAGUUACACUUACUGAAUGUUUUACUCCAAAACAAAUUCUUAGGUCUUCCAAAAGGUUUCAGCUUGAACAGAUCCUGCGUAAAUUCACUGUUCAAAUGCGAAUUUACUGUCUGUUUUUGUUGUAAAAUUUAUUUAGUUUGUAAUGUCAGUUCUUC